UUAAGGAAAUGCCAUCAUAUCUUAAGGACACUACGGAUGUAAUUAAAAUUAUAAAAAAUAUUAAAUGGGAAAAUGGAUACUUUCUAGUAACUUCUGAUGUAACGGCACUUUAUACCUCUAUUUCUCACGAGAAGGGAUGUAAAAUGAUUCAAGAAUGUUUAGAAAAAUCAAGUAAUUUUAGUAAUAUACAUAUUUUAUUUCUUAUAGAUAGCAUUAGAUGGAUUUUAGAAAAUAAUUAUUUUAAUUUUAAUUCUAAAUUUUAUUUACAACUACAAGGUACGGCUAUGGGGACCAGGUUCGCCCCUAGUUACGCUAAUUUAUUCAUGUCAGGUUGGGAAUCGGAAGUUAUUUAUAACAGCCAUAAUUGGGGGACGAACCUGGUCUCCUACCAUAGAUAUAUCAAUGAUAUAUUUUUUAUAUGGAAGGGCACACAAUUGGAUUUAGAACUUUUUUUUAGCAA
Messenger RNA from Pelobates cultripes (western spadefoot toad), 460 nucleotides. The record is from the annotation of a GenBank genome assembly. NCBI's taxonomy places the organism in Eukaryota, Metazoa, Chordata, Amphibia, Anura, Pelobatidae.